Chironomus riparius is the source of this 1531-nucleotide messenger RNA. NCBI's taxonomy places the organism in Eukaryota, Metazoa, Arthropoda, Insecta, Diptera, Chironomidae. The record is from the annotation of a GenBank genome assembly.
CAUUUCUUCGCCCAAUAUGUCGAAGUAAAUGAACCACAACGAAUAAGCACGACGAACUGAGACAUUGCACAGAAAUUUGUUGUCAUGAAUGAGAUUUUACGUGUACUCAUGAGUGAAUUAUGGGCAGAUGCGAAUUCUUUUCAAUACUCAUACGCGAAUCAUCGGUAGCUUAAAAUCUGGAUUAUUAAAAAUUAAUCAGUUUGUUGGAAGUGGUGUCAAUACUUAGUUUAGAAAGUAGAUAUGAGUUAUAUUGGUUCUGAUGCCGAGCAAGAUAAGCCAGCAAAUUUGGCUGACUUUCGACGUCAACGCAGUUCAAGCAAUUUAAUGACCAAAGCAAUGGAAUCAUCAAAACUUCAACAACAAAACAUGUGGAAUGAUAAACAGAAUAAUGACGAUACAGACUCGGAAAUAUCUGAUUCUGGACAAUUUCUUGCUAAAGGUGCCUUCCUAUUGACACCAUCUCACGAGUUAACAAUGGAUCGUGCAGCGAUGAUUUGCGAGAAGAUGAACUUUAAGGGAUGCUUUAGUCUUACGAAAACGGCAACUGGAAUUUUAUUUAAAUUCUCUCAUCCUGAAGACUACCAGAUUGUUUUCAAAAAAGGUUUUCAUAAAGUUACUGGCGCAAGAUUUUACAAAAAGGUUGCGAUCCCAUGUCGCCCACAAAAGACAUUUACUCUCUAUGUAUUUGAUGUGCCCGAUGAUCUACCUGAAGAAGACAUACGACAUUCAUUGUAUAAAUUUAAUUCCGUUGUCGAAGUUGUUAGGCUUGUCGUGUUUUACAAGAAUAACGAGGCAGACCCUAAUCCUAGUGCAUAUCAAUCCCAAAAUGCAGGAAUGCUAACACCAAGCUUAAAGAAAGUAGCACCAAAGAUUGAUGAGCAGGAUGUCGCAAAUAAGAUUGAAGCUCCACCAGCACCAAUUCGAAUUACUCUUGCAUCAUUAGAAGAAUACAAUUACUUAUUACAAAAUGGAUUAGAUUUCUAUGGUGCCACAUUCUUCCCAACGGAAGCUAAUCUUCCAGCUAAUGCAGCAAAAAUUGCAACUAAGAAGGGAACCCGAUUGGUUGAUGGCUCGAUUCCCGGACGUGUUCGAGAAUUAUUGCCAGUUUUUGAUACACAUGGAUUUACAAAAAUUCCACCUCCCGUGCAUAAGACAAUCAAACCACGCCCGUAAAAACAAUAUUUCUAUUGUUCUUACACAAAUUAAAAAAAAAUAUUUCCAUCAUCGCAAUUUUAAAGCUUCUUAUUAUUCCCUAUCCAUAAUCACCAGCAACAAUACAAAACUGCUGCCGUCGUCAUAAAUAAUAGAACAAAUCAACGACGAAUAAAUCUUUUUUAUAUUUUUUUUCGCGCAUCAUUUAACAUAAAAAUCGCGAGGCUGAAGAGAAACUAUCGGAACUAGUAGAAAAAAAAGUUAAAUUCCUUACCUUGCGUCUCAUGUCUUUCCAUUUCAUAGUUUUUUGAGAAAAUUAAUUGGUUUUUUUUACAUCUUUACAUCUUUUGUUCCUACAUAAUUUUAAUUUUAUUAUUUU